AUGGAAAAACCAAGGGAGUCCGGUUCUCCCUUAUUAAAGCCGGUGGGAACGGAUUGUUCCGAAAAGAGAGCAGCGCAUGCAACGAGCUCUAAGACAAUGAGCACGCAAACAGUGGCUAAGCCUGGUCUGAAUGCUAAGGUUGGCACCAGUGCUGGAACUACGGCUAAGCCAAGUUCCAGCAAAGCAACAACAACAACGGCAGCCGGAGCCAGGCCUACCAACCAGAGGCAGAAGGUAAAGAAAGAAGCCAAGCGUAUUUUUGCUGGUGUAUCAACCAGAGAAUGGCCAGCCUUUAAGGUGGAAGAGCCAUCGAAAGCGAAAUAUGCGGAGAGGAAACGCGCUGCAUAUAUUUUACGCAUAACGCACCUGCACCCACCAACAAAGGAGGAGCUCACAAAAGAGCUCCAGGAAACAUUGGAGUGUGCAAAGGCGGUGUUACCCAACUUUAGCAUGGAACCGCCAGUAGGUGCUACUAAAAGGCAAAGGUCAGCUGAAGAGGCUAAGCCGUCAGCUAAGCGGCCGAAAACAAGGGGUGGGAUGACCAAUAGAUCCUUUGCGGAUGUGGGCCGGAACCGCAUCAUCAUUGGUGUUCUGGAUGAGGGAGAUCGCGAAGGCAGAAUUCCCUGA
Molecule: messenger RNA, 627 nt
Organism: Zeugodacus cucurbitae (melon fly)
Lineage: Eukaryota; Metazoa; Arthropoda; Insecta; Diptera; Tephritidae
Exons: 1
Coding region: 1-627 (208 amino acids)
Source: RefSeq, a predicted model, not a curated record